UCAUGUUAAAUAAUAUUUUUGGCUUCCGAGUUCCAAGCAUAUUUCUACCAACAUCUCUCCAUAUAAAACCAAACAAAGUCUAGACAUUUUAAAUAACGAACAUGACUCCUCAAGAGCUCAUAAAAAAUCGACUAAUAUCGUAGGGUUUCAAGUUUUACCAGGUCAACAAACCACCAUCUUUCAUUCGUUUUUUUUAUUAAGCUUAUAUAAAUACAUCAAACUUCCCAUUUUCUAACACCAAUACCAUCUAUCAUAACCUUAAACAUGUACGACUCAAACGACAACCCACAUUUACUAAUAUACCCUUUUAAUGCAUCCGGCCAUAUUAUCCCCUUACUCGACUUCACACACCACCUCCUCCGGCAUGGCCUCACCAUCACCAUCAUCAUCUCCUCCUCCAACCUCCCUUUACUCCACCCUCUCAUCUCUUCAUACCCCUCUUCCCUCCACAAACUCCUCUUCUCCGACCCCGACCCUGACCACCACCCAUCUCCUCAUCCCCUUAUCGCCAAAGUAAUUGCCACCCAACAAAUGUUUGACCCCAUCGUCCGCUGGUUUCAAUCCCACCCUUCACCGCCAGUGGCCAUCAUCUCUGACUUCUUUCUUGGGUGGACCAAUGAACUCGCCGCCCACCUAGGUAUCCGACGUGUGGUGUUUUCUCCUGCAGGUGCGUUAGGUUCUUCCAUUUUUCAUAUGUUGUGGCGAGAUCUACCGGAGAUUAACGCGCUCAAUGGUGACAGAGAUGAAAGCUUCUUGCUUUCUUUACCGGAAAUUCCCAACUCGCCGGAAUUUCCUUGGCGGCAGUUGUCACCGCUGUGGCGUAGUUACAAAGAGGGAGAACCGAAUUUCGAAUCUUUCAGGAAGGGUGUUAUAGGUAACAUGACCGCAUGGGGAAUUGUGUACAACACUUUUGAAGAUUUAGAAGGGGUUUAUAUUGACCACAUGAAGAAACAGAUUGGCCAUGAUAGGGUUUGGGCUGUGGGCCCGUUACUCCCCGAAGAAGAUGGCCCGGUGGGACGCGGCGGGUCGAGUGCAGUGCCACGUGAUCGCUUGCUCAUGUGGUUGGACAAAAAGCCCGACGACUCUGUUGUAUAUAUAUGCUUCGGGAGCAUAGAGAGAUUAAGUGAGAAAGAAAUGAGUGUAUUGACAAGUGCGCUUGAACUCAGUAACGUUGACUUUAUAUUGUGUGUAAAGACAAGUGAUUUGAAGUUUAUCCCAAGUGGAUUUGAAGAUCGGAUGAGUGGUCGAGGGUUGAUAGUCAAAGGUUGGGCCCCACAGUUGGUGAUACUCAGACAUCGAGCUGUUGGGUCGUUUGUUACUCAUUGCGGGUGGAACUCAACAUUGGAAGGGGUUGCAGCAGGUGUCAUGAUGCUGACGUGGCCACUGGGUGCGGAUCAAUUUGCAAACGAGAAGCUAUUGGUAGACCAGUUGGGUGUUGGGAAACGAGUUUGUGAGGGUAGACCCGAAAAUGUUCCUGACUCGGUCGAGUUGACUCAGUUGUUGGAUGAGUCACUGAGUUGUGAUAGGCCGGAACGAGUUAAAAUUAAGGAACUGAGCCAAACAGGCAUCAAGGCAGUCAAAGAAGGAACAUCCAUGAGGGAUUUGGAUAUGUUCAUCAACCAACUUUGUGAGCAUUAAUAUCAUUAGGAAAAGACUGAAAAGCCAAUAAGCCCAAUAGUAUAAAUCUCUCCAAGAUUCCUUCAUGCACAUGAUGCCGAUCUUGAUCAACCUUCAUCUCACUGGAUAAAUUGGUUGUACAACUACAAGCAAUUCAUACAUUCAACUUUGAUAGUCAUAUGUGGUGUGUACUGAUUAUUGUGAUUUUGACAUAUUCAUGCAACAAAAUUGUUUAAAGAUUAUAAUCAUAAGAAGAGAUUUUCAAAAAUCAUAAUAAUCAGAGGAAGAUUUUCAAAGAUUACAUGAGCUCUCCUUUUAAGAAGAAUAUGUAUUCAAAGGCCUUCAUAGGUAAUUCCAAAAGAUUGUACCAUGCACACAAAGGCUAUGACUCGGAGUAGUGUUGUGUUCAAGAAUAUUUUAAUGGGUGGAAAAACAAGUUUAAUUUGUACCUCUUUCAGAUCAAGUGCUGUGUAACGAAUCCUUUAAUAAAUUUUCAACAGGAAUUUAUACAAAUCACUUGUACACAUCACUUACAGCAAUAAUCCAAAACAAAAAGAAGUAAAGUUAGCUUUCAA
Molecule: messenger RNA, 2192 nt
Organism: Lactuca sativa (garden lettuce)
Lineage: Eukaryota; Viridiplantae; Streptophyta; Magnoliopsida; Asterales; Asteraceae
Product: UDP-glycosyltransferase 89B2
Molecular function (GO): UDP-glucosyltransferase activity
Source: RefSeq, a predicted model, not a curated record